GGUCAGGGAUUCUCUACACGAAGGUCUUAUCUGGGCUGGGCUGGUCUCCAUAUCUUGUCUUAUCAGACAGCGUCUCCAACUGGCAUAUACCAAUACACCAACAUGAAGUAUAGACUCUCUGUCAUUUGCAUCAGCGUUUUGCUACCUCCAAUCAGCGGCGAGAUGAAAGUGAUAGACCUUACCUGGGCCCACAGCAAGGAAAUGCCCCAAUGGCCAGUCGAGGGAAUUCCGAAAUUCAAGUUAAACAUCGUCAACCGUGGCUUCCUCGCAAAGUUGUGGUUCGAAAUAAACUGGUUUGUUACCCCCGAACACGGAGGAACGCAUUUCGAUUCCCCCGCCCACUUCGCCAAAGGUAAAUGGAGGGCGCAUGAGAUUCCGCCCGAGCGUCUGAUUGGUCCAGCGGUGGUUAUCGACGUGACGUCACAAGCAGAAAGGGAUCACGACUAUAGAGUAACAAAGUCUGACUUCGACAGGUACGAACGAGAGCAUGGUCGAAUCCCACACGGUGCCAUUGUACUCAUAAAUUCAGGUUGGGGCGCCCGUUUUCAAGACAAGAAACUUGUUUUCAACAGCGAGAAGAUCGACGACCCCUCCACUUACCAUUUCCCGGGUUACCACGAGGACGCCAUUUCCUGGCUGUUGACCAAUAGAAACGUCAGUAUGGUUGGGGUCGACACUCCCUCCUUGGAUUACGGGCAGUCGACGACCUUCAAAGUUCACGUGCUGUGUGGACAGAAUGGAAUUAUCGGACUGGAAAAUGUGGCCAACAUUGACCAGAUUCCAGUCUUCGGGGCCACAAUAUUUGUAGGAGCAAUGAAGGUGUUCGACGGAAGUGGUGGACCUGCCCGAAUUAUAGCGACCUUUGACCCGCUUGUUUCCCAUGAGUACAGAACGACGUGGAUUGUUGUCAUAGUUACCAGCGUAUUGUUUGGUAUCUACGGUAUAUACAUCACGUGUUUCAGGAUGCGUAGAGUAGGUGCAAGACAUACUGAAUAAAUUGUUAGGAAUAGGGAGAUUGUUCUCUUAAAGGUUUCAGAAAUUUCGACCUUACCUCAAUUCCCGACGAAAUCCUAAACAAAUGCCACCUUUCAUCAAUAGUAAACUGGCAUGAAGAAUCCGAUGUUAAUGAGAUUGUGUGUUUCCAUUUAUAAGUAAGUGGAAUCGACCACCUGUAUAAAGUUGGUUUGGUUGGUUUGCCUCGCUCAGCAAUAUUCCAGCUAUAUGGCGGCGGUCUGUAAAUAAUCGAGUCUGGACCAGACAAUCUAGUGAUCAACAGCAUGAUCUACGCAAUGGGAAUACGAUGACAUGUGUCAACCAAGUCAGCAAGCCUGACCACCCAAUCCCGUUAGUCGCCUCUUACAACCAUGGGCUACUGAAGAUCAGUUCUAACCUGCAUAAAGCAGCACACGAAACAACAGUAUUUCCCAGGUUUAACCAUGUGAGGAAAUAAACCCAAAUGUAAAAUGCACGUAUCAUUUCGCCACCAAAUUGCAUGUGCUUCUCAGGUGAUGACAUUAAAGAGUAUGAAUUAUAAAUAUGAAAAGGUAUGUAAAUAAGGAGUGUGAUGGUGUCAUUUUCAUACAAUUAUAGUUUGUGAAUUAAUUGUAAAUAUUGUUCAUUGAUGACACAGGUUGAGAUCGUGUAUGACCAGGUUUAGAUUUAUCCUAUAUUUCAUACUCUCCUAAAUGCUCGGCCAUUGGAAAACGAAUUAAUACCACACUGACAGAAAUUAGCAUAUAUUUCGGCGGUUCGGUAAUAUAACUGCAUUUCAUUACCAUUAAUGGCUCGUUAACGUCAGUGACGUAAUGAGGUAAUUGGUAACAUGUGAAGUGGAGAUUCACUUUUACACAGACAUUUCAAGUUUCCUGUUUAGGUCGAGUAUUUGUUAAACCAGACUUCAGCGUCACACUUGAUUGAAGUGAUAUCAGAUUUUAAACCAUCAAAAGAUCACAGGGAGUUUAGUGAUAAAAUUAUUUAAUAUAAAAUAACACUUUCCAACACGUUUAUAUCCAAGGCAUGAUAUUUGGAAUCUUUUCUUAUAUAAUCAAAUAACUGCACAGUUGCAUUAUGAGCCAAUAUGAUUGUUUCAAGGAAAUUAUCCCUUUGAGUAUGUUUCCGUAAACAUACAAAUGAUCCCAGCCCCGACAUCCGUAACCUCUAGAAUAACAGAGCCCAGUUCCAAAGUGUAUUCAGGCGUUUAAUUUAAACUAUAGGCGGACAAAUAGGUUUUAGUCCUACUCCGUGUUUACAUUGGAAAGUAACAGUCAUUUGCAGUCUGCUGGAAUUAAAAGCAUCGCCACGAAGGGAACAGGUCAAAUGGGCCGCAUUACAAAAGGAGCGGUAAAUCAAAAGGGCCACAACAAAGUAAAAGGCCACAAACAUUUAGCCAAAAGGGCCGCAUCAAAUCGUCAAAAGUGCCCCCAGUCACAAGGCACCAAAUAAAACAUAAUAAUAACAUCCUUCAGUGUAGAGCCUCAACUUUCCAUCAAGCAAAAGUCUUGCAUGUAGGUCUAAUUGCCUAGCUUCCUUGCGUGGAGCAGGGAUGAGCUUGUACAAUCCAAGAGUCCGCUCGCCAUUCCUUCUGUUUAUCCUUCUGUUCCAGCCUGAAUACAGAAUUAUAUGUAAAUGAUUAUUAGAUUUUUAUGAUA
Haliotis rubra (blacklip abalone) is the source of this 2648-nucleotide messenger RNA. Its product is annotated as isatin hydrolase-like. The transcript is spliced from 3 exons. Gene Ontology annotation, molecular function: arylformamidase activity. Bases 103 to 996 code for a protein of 297 amino acids. NCBI's taxonomy places the organism in Eukaryota, Metazoa, Mollusca, Gastropoda, Lepetellida, Haliotidae. The record is from RefSeq and is a predicted model, not a curated record.